AUGCAGCACUAUGGGGUGAACGGCUACUCCCUACAUGCCAUGAACUCACUCAGCGCCAUGUACAACCUGCACCAGCAGGCAGCCCAGCAGGCCCAGCACGCCCCCGACUACCGGCCAUCAGUGCACGCGCUUACACUGGCUGAGCGCCUAGCCGGCUGUACAUUUCAAGACAUCAUCUUGGAGGCCCGCUAUGGCUCCCAGCACCGUAAACAACGUCGGAGUCGCACAGCGUUCACAGCCCAGCAGCUUGAGGCCCUGGAAAAGACCUUCCAGAAGACCCAUUACCCAGAUGUGGUGAUGCGUGAGAGGCUGGCCAUGUGUACCAAUCUUCCUGAGGCCCGUGUGCAGGUGUGGUUUAAGAACCGCAGGGCCAAGUUCCGAAAGAAGCAACGCAGCCUGCAGAAAGAACAGCUCCAGAAGCAGAAGGAGGCUGAGAGUUCCCACGGAGAAGGCAAGAUGGAGGCCCCAGCCUCAGACACACAGCUGGAAGCAGAACAGCCUCCCGGUCUGCCCAGUGGUGAUCCUCCUGCUGAACUUCAACUGAGCCUGUCAGAGCAGUCAGCCAGUGAGUCUGCCCCAGAAGAUCAGCUGGACCGUGAGGAGGACUCCCGGGCUGAGGAGCCCAAGGCGGAAAAGAGCCCUGGAUCUGACAGCAAGGUGCUGGGCUGCAAGAGGGGCAGCCCCAAGGCAGAUUCCCCAGGCAGCCUGGCCAUAACGCCUGCAGUCCCAGGGGGCAGCCUCCUUGGCCCUUCCCACUCCUACUCCUCCUCCCCACUCAGCCUCUUCCGUCUACAGGAGCAGUUCCGCCAGCACAUGGCGGCCACCAACAACCUGGUCCACUACUCAUCUUUUGAAGUGGGCGGUCCUGCACCUGCGGCGGCUGCAGCUGCGGCUGCUGCAGUGCCCUAUCUAGGGGUCAACAUGGCCCCACUGAGCUCCCUACACUGCCAGUCCUAUUACCAAUCCCUGUCAGCAGCUGCUGCUGCCCACCAGGGUGUGUGGGGGUCCCCAUUGCUGCCUGCGCCCCCCACAGGCCUGGCACCCGCCUCAGCUGCGCUGAACAGUAAAACCACGAGCAUUGAAAACCUUCGCCUCCGGGCCAAGCAGCACGCUGCCUCCCUGGGACUCGAUACACUCCCCAAUUGA
This is a messenger RNA of Apodemus sylvaticus (European woodmouse), 1146 nucleotides long. RefSeq names its product diencephalon/mesencephalon homeobox 1 (gene Dmbx1). Gene Ontology annotation, biological process: regulation of transcription by RNA polymerase II. NCBI's taxonomy places the organism in Eukaryota, Metazoa, Chordata, Mammalia, Rodentia, Muridae. The record is from RefSeq and is a predicted model, not a curated record. The coding region runs from base 1 to 1146 and encodes 381 amino acids. Gene Ontology annotation, molecular function: DNA-binding transcription factor activity, RNA polymerase II-specific; RNA polymerase II transcription regulatory region sequence-specific DNA binding. The transcript is spliced from 4 exons.